Leopardus geoffroyi (Geoffroy's cat) is the source of this 4950-nucleotide messenger RNA. It is a transcript of the gene SGSM2, whose product is annotated as small G protein signaling modulator 2. NCBI's taxonomy places the organism in Eukaryota, Metazoa, Chordata, Mammalia, Carnivora, Felidae. Gene Ontology annotation, molecular function: GTPase activator activity. The record is from RefSeq and is a predicted model, not a curated record. The transcript has 24 exons. Bases 267 to 3443 code for a protein of 1058 amino acids.
CCCCGUCGCUGAGCGCACCCCCCCCCCGCCCCCGACUGUGGGAAGGGGCCGGGCCAGCCUCCUGACGUCUGUGCGGGGCUCGGAAGAUGGCUGCGGAGCCCAGCACGGGGCAGUGGCUGCGGCGGUGGUGGCGGCGGGCGGGGAGCGCGGCGGACGGGGGCUCCGCCUUGCGCGUGGGGCGCUGAGCGGAGAGGCGCGGAGGAGGCGAGGGCGCACGGGGGACUUGGGGGACAGCUCGGCGUUGCCCUUCUGCCACCCGCCACACCAUGGGCAGCGCGGAGGACGCAGUCAAAGAGAAACUGCUGUGGAACGUAAAGAAGGAGGUGAAGCAAAUCAUGGAGGAAGCUGUCACCAGGAAGUUUGUGCAUGAAGAUAGCAGCCACAUCAUUGCUCUGUGUGGUGCAGUGGAGGCUUGCCUGCUACAUCAGCUGAGACGCCGUGCUGCCGGCUUCCUGCGCAGUGACAAGAUGGCAGCCCUAUUCACCAAGGUGGGGAAGACAUGCCCAGUGGCUGGGGAGAUUUGCCACAAGGUACAAGAGCUACAGCAACAAGUAGAGGGCAGGAAACCCUCAGCGGGCAACCAGGAUGCCCUGCGGAGACAGGGCUCUGCCAGCGGGAAGGCCCCGGCUCUCAGCCUACAGGCCUUAAAACACAUAUGGGUACGCACAGCGCUCAUCGAGAAAGUGUUGGACAGGGUCAUGCAGUACCUCGUGGAAAACUGCAGCAAGUACUACGAGAAGGAAGCGUUACUGGCAGAUCCUGUAUUUGGCCCCAUCUUGGCCUCUCUUCUAGUGGGACCUUGUGCCUUGGAGUACACCAAGCUCAAGACUGCUGAUCACUACUGGACUGACCCCUCUGCUGAUGAGCUAGUCCAGAGGCACCGUAUCCGGGGUCCCCCUAAUCGCCAGGACUCCCCUGCAAAGCGCCCAGCCCUAGGAAUUCGGAAGCGGCACUCAAGUGGCAAUGCAUCAGAGGACAGGCUAGCUGCCUGUGCUCGCGAGUAUGUGGAGUCCCUGCACCAGAAUUCAAGAACACGGUUGCUCUACGGCAAGAACAACGUGCUAGUGCAGCCAAAGGAGGACAUGGAGGCUGUCCCUGGCUACCUCUCCCUGCACCAGUCCGCAGAGAGCCUAACUCUGAAAUGGACCCCCAACCAACUCAUGAACGGGACUCUGGGGGACUCCGAGCUGGAGAAAAGCGUUUACUGGGACUAUGCCCUGGUUGUGCCCUUCAGUCAGAUUGUCUGCAUCCACUGCCACCAGCAAAAGAGCGGCGGCACACUCGUGCUGGUGAGCCAGGAUGGCAUCCAGAGGCCGCCACUGCACUUCCCACAGGGAGGACACCUGCUGUCCUUUCUGUCCUGCCUGGAGAAUGGACUUCUGCCCCGAGGACAGCUGGAGCCCCCGCUCUGGACCCAGCAGGGGAAGGGGAAAGUGUUCCCCAAGCUACGGAAACGCAGCAGCGUGCGGACUGUGGAUGUGGAGGAGAUGGGCACCGGGAGGGCCACAGACUACGUGUUCCGGAUCAUUUACCCUGGCCACAGGCACGAGCACAUCACUAUUAACUACCACCACCUAGCGGCCAGCCGCGCGGCCUCGGUGGACGAUGAUGAGGAAGAGGAGGAUAAACUGCACGCGAUGCUCUCAAUGAUCUGCUCGCGGAACCUCACAGCUCCCAAUCCGAUGAAAGAUGCUGGUGACAUGAUUGAAAUGCAGGGCUUUGGGCCCAGCCUGCCAACCUGGCACCUGGAGGCCCUGUGCCGCCAGGGCCCCUCCUGCCUCUCCUGCUCCACCAGCAGCUCCCCAUAUGCAGCCCCCAGCCAUUGCAGCCGUGUCCCCGACCGGUUGCCCCUCAGGCUGCUGUGUGAGAGCAUGAAGAGGCAGAUUGUGUCCCGGGCCUUCUACGGCUGGCUGGCUUACUGCCGCCACCUGUCCACGGUGAGGACCCAUCUGUCAGCGCUCGUGCGUCACAGCAUCAUCCCGCCUGCCCGGCCCCCAGGAGCCUCCGGGGGCCUCACCAAGGACGUGUGGAGCAAGUAUCAGAAGGAUGAAAAGAACUACAAGGAGUUGGAGCUGCUACGGCAAGUUUACUAUGGAGGUGUGCAGCACGAGAUCCGUAAGGAUGUCUGGCCCUUUCUGCUUGGCCACUACAAGUUUGGCAUGAGCAAGAAGGAGAUGGAGCAGGUGGACUCAGCAGUGGCAGCAAGGUACAAGCGGGUGCUGGCAGAGUGGAAGGCCUGCGAGGUGGCAGUGAGGCAGCGGGAGAGGGACGCUCAGCCAGCCACACUCACCAAGUUCUCCUCGGGCAGCAGCAUCGACAGCCAUGUGCAGCGCCUCAUCCACCGAGAUUCCACCAUCAGCAAUGACGUAUUUCUCUCUGUGGAUGACCUGGAGCCCCCAAAGCCCCCAGGCGCUGAAGAUCCCAGACCCGAGCCUGAGCAGGAGCCGGAAGCAGGGCCCCCCGGCACCACCAUGGUGGAACAGCAGCAGUCAGUGGAGUUUGACUCUCCAGACUCAGGACUGCCAUCCUCUCGCAAUUACUCCGUGGCCUCGGGCAUCCAGUCGAGCAUAGACGAGGGGCAGAGCAUGGGCUUCGAGGAGGAGGACGAUGGCGGUGGGGAGGAAGGCUCCGACGGGCCGGUCCUGGCAGCCCGUGUUUUCUCCGAGCCCCAAGAUCCCACCCAGGAGAAGGCCUCGCGGGCUCGCGAGCUGGAGGCAGGGGAGGAGCUGGCGGCCGUGUGCGCUGCUGCCUACACUAUAGAAUUACUGGAUACUAUGGCCUUAAAUCUGCACCGCAUAGACAAGGAUGUGCAGCGAUGUGACCGCAAUUACUGGUACUUCACGCCCCCCAACCUGGAGAGGCUCAGAGACGUCAUGUGCAGCUACGUGUGGGAGCACCUGGACGUGGGCUAUGUGCAGGGCAUGUGCGACCUGCUGGCACCUCUCCUGGUCGUCCUCGAUGAUGAUCAGCUGGCCUACAGCUGUUUCAGCCACCUCAUGAAGAGGAUGAGCCAGAACUUCCCCAACGGGGGCGCCAUGGACACCCACUUUGCCAACAUGCGCUCCCUCAUCCAGAUCCUGGACUCAGAGCUGUUUGAGCUGAUGCAUCAGAAUGGAGACUACACCCACUUUUACUUCUGUUACCGCUGGUUCCUCCUGGAUUUUAAGAGAGAGCUGCUAUACGAGGACGUGUUUGCCGUGUGGGAAGUGAUCUGGGCGGCCCGGCACAUCUCAUCAGAGCACUUUGUCCUGUUCAUCGCCCUGGCCCUGGUAGAGGCCUACCGUGAGAUUAUCCGGGACAACAACAUGGACUUCACCGACAUCAUCAAGUUCUUCAAUGUUCUGUCUCCCCCAGAACGGGCUGAGCAUCACGAUGCCCAGGAGAUCCUGCAGAUUGCCCGGGACCUCGUCCACAAGGUGCAGAUGCUCAUAGAGAACAAGUGAGGGCUGUGGCCAGGAAGCGGCAGCUGACUGGAGCCUGGGCUCCGGGCCCCCGGCCCCCGCGGGCAGAGACGCAGGGCAGUGCAGCGGAGACUGCCCGAGCCCCGGCCAACCCUGCCUGCCCACCCGUGUUCCUAACAAAGUGUUUGUGAGCCUGGGAUCGGACUCUGGGCAGUGCUGGCCCUGCAGGGCAAGUCAGGGGCCUGGAUGCCCUCAGGCCAGGGAUGGGAUGGGAGAGGUUGGCCUCAGGGAGUGGCUCCCCUGGGGGACACCUACUCUGCUCCCCUCUCAAACACCUGGAAAUAGCCCCACUGUCACCUGCAGCCUCAGCCCAGACUGCUCCUCCUGGCCUCUCCUAGGUCAGCCUGGGGCCGUAUAGAUAUAACGGGCCGUAGUUGCCUGGCCCCACCUGGCAUGGGUCAUGUGGGCAAAGGGACUCUGUGCUGUAUCUCUUCUUUGAGUCCUCUUGCAGGCAUAGUGCAUAUGCCCACCGCAGCCCCAGUGGGGGCAGCCGGAACAGCUGCCGGUUCGGGCAUGUGUUCUGGGUGCAGGAGACCUUGAGGCAGUCAGAAGAUGCGGGCCCAGUGGGAGAAGCCCACCUCAGCAGCACUGCCACUGCCUUUGGCCACCUGGGGUGACCCCGUGCACUCCCCAGCCCGUACAGGGCACCUACGUGUACCUGUACAGUUUCACUCUCGCCACCUAGUUCUUGCUUUAUGCAUUAGAUGCCCCCCUGAAAAAUGACACUUUUGCCCACUGGAUGACCUGGAAACGCAGUGGGAGCAUUGCCCUUGAGAGGAAUCCCAGGGUGAUUCUUUAGGGAGGGAAUCCUGUGAUAGCCUCCUCUCAGGGACAGGCCCCAGAGCUUUAGGACAGCCCAUUGCCUGUCUCAGGCACCCACUGGGUCCCUCAGUCUGGUGGGGGGCGGGGGGGGGGGAGGGGAGGAUGCCUGGGUCAUCCCUGUUUGUCCCUGGUGAGGAGCAAGGCCAGCCCUGCCUGCCCCAUGCUCCUCAGGAUGCCAAGAAGCCUGGAGACCCGAAGCCCCCUGGAGGAGCCUCACUCAUAGAGAUGUCGGGAAGGGCCCAGCUCCUGAUCCCAGGCCUAAGCACACUGCUUGCUCUGUCAUCCCUACUUGCCACCCCCCCCCCCCAAACACAUAAGGCUAAGGCUCUGCCCUGGGGCCAUUCUGCCACAGGGGCCUGUCCAGCAGUCACUUAGGUCUGGAGACUCCCUGCCUUUGAGAAACAUGAAAAGGGCCCAGCGGCCCUUGGGCAUCCUGCAGUCUCCUCAACCCACCCCUGUCCUGGGCACUGCAUGGCCUAUCUGAGGGCCAGCUGCCCCAUUGCCUACCCUUGUCUGUGAAUCCUCAGCCUCCACCAAGCAUGGUGGCCAUUGUGUGCCUGCCUUAGUGACUCUGGUUUUGUGAGAAGCAGAGUGUAUAUGUUUUUUGGUUCAGAAACUGUGCUCUUCAGUGUUGUUAACAGACCAAUAAACACAGCAUUUGGCAAUC